AUGAUUAAAAUUGAUGAAUCAGACUAUUAAAAGAACUAAUAAACCUAUAAUGAGAAUGAGGCUUUCCAUCCAUUUCGUCAUUCACCUAUUUCAAAUUAAAUAGAUGCAAAUUAAAAUGAAAAAUCGGAUAUUCUAGAUAUAUCUGUUUCCUUUUAAGACUUUUCUCAACCUCAAAUGAUGGAGUAAAGGAAUAUGGCAAAUAAAAAGUAAACCACUCAGAAAUUAUUUGGAUUAUUAAAGGUGGACAAAUUGGUUUAAGUAUUUAAGGAAAGAAUAAUGAAGAAAGCUUAUAUUUACAACAAUCAAACUAAGAAAGUUACUGAAAAAUUUCUCAUUGAAAAAUAUUUACUAAAGUAAGAUCUAAAAUAAAUAUAAAGGAAGCCUGCUAUGCCGGGAGGAUAUGUGUAUGCAAAAAAUUUUUAAAUUUCUGUAUUUGAUCAAAGUAGUGCUUUGAUAACAUUUUGGGAGUUCAUACGGUCUUUAUCUCUUAUAUCUAUCUUAUGGAUUUAUCCUUUCGUAUGGAGCUUUGAAAUGGGUAGAGAGGAAAGUUUCUCUUUUAUUAUUCUAUACACUCUAACUUACUUUUCUUUGGACAUAUUGCUUAGAUUAAAUACACAAAUCACAAUUUAAGGAAAUGUAAUUAAUUUUAUUUUAAAAAAUAGAUAAUAAAUGAUCGAUUUUCAAUUUUAAAAUAUUAUUUUAAGGAUGACUUAAUACUUGAUUUUUUACUCAUAUUCUCAGUGAUUAUUGUAAAUACUUCUAUUCCAGACAGUGAAGACUAUAAUGACAUUGUUACGGCAACUAUCUUUCUAUGCUUAUGUUGUCUUGUAAGUUAUGUAAAAUUAAAUGAGCAGUUAGGUAAAUUAUAGCAAUAAACUCAUUUCAAUUAAAUAUAUAGAGAAUAUCUAAAUUUAGUUACAUUGUUAUUUUCAAUUAGCUUAUUUGCUCAUUUAUUAGCAUGUAUUUGGCAUUUUGUGGGAUCGCACAGUGCUGAAUCUUUAAAUACCAGUUGGCUUAUAGAUAAGGGAAUUGAUUAAGAAUCAAUCUUAAUUAAAUAUUGUUAUUCAUAUUAUUGGGCCACAGUUACUAUGAUUACUGUAGGGUAUGGUGAUAUUACUCCAUAAAAUUACAUUGAAACCACAAUUUGUAUAAUUUUGAUGUUUAUGGCUUGUGGUGUAUUUGCAUUUUCAAUAAAUAAAAUUGGAUCAAUUUUAUCUACUAUAAAUGAUCAAAAAUCAUAAUUUAUGUAUUAUUUUAUUAUUUCUUUAGCUUCAAUUUACAUGCAAUUACAAAAUAUAUGAAAUAACAUCAUAUUCCAUAUUAAUUAUAAGAUAGAGUUAGAAGCUAUCUUUAAUAUAUUUAAAAAGAAUCUUUAGAACAAAAUAAUGAAUUAGUAUUUUAUAUUAUUAAUUAAUAGAUCACAUAGAUUAAAAAUUAAUUAUCUGUAGAAUUAAAAAAUGAGUUAAUGUAUAUGGUAUUUAAACAUAUAAUAUAAAAUUGUAAGUUUCUCCUUAAUAAUUUCUCAGAAUAAACUUUAAAAGAAAUAGCGAAGAAGAUAAAACCAUAUAAAUAUUGUCCAAAUGAAAUUAUUUAUUCUUAAGAUAGUUGUUCAGACAUUUCAUUGUAUUUUAUUGAUUAUGGCCAAAUUAAAUUAGUAGAGAUGAAAUCAUAAACUCAAUUAACAACUUUAAAUCCUGGAGAACAAUUUGGAGAAAUUGAAUUUUUUACUUAGUAGUCUAGAAAAUUCACAGCUAUAAGCGUAGGGUUUACUAAAAUAUAUAAGAUAAAUAGAUAGGAUUUUAUGAGUAGUCUAGAUAAAUAGGAUUACGAAAAGUUUCAUUAAAUUAAGGAUAAACAGUUGUAAAAUAUAUCAGUAGAGGGAUUUACUUGCUAAGCAUGUAAAUCUGAAAAUCACUAAAUUUUUGAUUGUUCAUAUCUAUUUUACAAACCUGAUAUUGACAAGUUAAUUCUGAAGUAUAAUAGAACUAAAAACAUACAUAGAAAGAGAAUCAUAAGAGCAUGCCACAAAAAUAAUUCUCUUAAAAGCAUAAAGGUAUAAUCUAGAUUGAAUUUUAGGAUGUAUAAAAUCAACAGAAGCUAUAUUACUCAACUAAUUUUGUAGAAGAUAAAAAUGGUAGUUAUGCAUCCUUUGAAUAAGAAGGAACUCGGCACCAAUCUAUAACUCAGGAGUAAAUUUAGAGUUUAGACUCACCUUCCUAAGAAAUUUGCCUUGGUGUUAAUCAAUAACAACAGCAAUAACAAUAACAAGAUACUUUAAUCUUACCCUCUUAAAUAAAAAUAUAACAAUAGAAAUAACAUGAAACUAAAACAUCACUAUAGAACUUACAGUCUUUUCAAAUAUAGACAUCGAUAAAGGAUAUAUAAUUAAGAUCAAAUAAAUAUAUGAGAGAUAAGUCAUAAAAAUCUCCAACGCACAUUUAGCGUAAUAAUGGAACUUUUAUUAGCUAAAAUAAUAAUCUCCUAUUUUUUGAUAAAAUUUGCGAAUUUUAGCAUUACUUUCCAAGUUUUAAUAAUUCUGAAGUGAUAAUAGAUUAUAAUAAACUUUAAAAACAUUGUAGAAGAAUUACCAGAAGAUAAAGAUAAAGCGAAUUCAAGUAUACACUCAUUUAGCCAUCUGCAUAAAAGAAGUUGCUUAAAGUUUGA
Paramecium octaurelia is the source of this 2664-nucleotide messenger RNA. The record is from the annotation of a GenBank genome assembly. NCBI's taxonomy places the organism in Eukaryota, Ciliophora, Oligohymenophorea, Peniculida, Parameciidae.